Closterium sp. NIES-67 is the source of this 2811-nucleotide messenger RNA. The record is from the annotation of a GenBank genome assembly. Lineage: Eukaryota; Viridiplantae; Streptophyta; Zygnematophyceae; Desmidiales; Closteriaceae.
ACCGCUCGAAGUGCCUACAAUGUGUGCUCCUGUCAAUUUCAUGUGUUACCCGUUCUUAGGUAGCUUGAAAGCAGCCCCCCACAAGGUGAUCGUCGCACAGCAAUACAGCCGUCAUUCGCUGUGAAUGUCAGCUUACGUUGUUUCCGGGAAUAAGUUGCUCGUAGCGACGCUGCAACCCCAACGGCUAGUGCGUGCCACCUGUAAAUACUUCUCUAACUGCUGCUCCGAACGGCGGGCCAAGCUUAGAAGCGCACCCUCCGACCUCCCUGAAUCAACCGUCGCCUCAUCCUCACUAUCCAGCUUCUCUCCCUCCCUCGCCUCCUGUUCAUCCUCGCUUAGCGACUUCCUUCCCGCGACGUUCGCGAAAUUCGCACGGUCAAUGUUCACCGCACAGCCGAUCGGGAGAACACUACUAGACACGCCAGAUGGGCCCUCCGUCUGUUCAUCGUCAGCAGUCACAGCCGCGGCCGCCGCUGCGUGCUGUCUGCCUCGCAGGCGCAGUAUUUCCACAAUUGACCGCUCGCCGUCGGGUGAUGGCGCGGCCAGAUGCCCCACACGCGCCGCUCUAAUUGGCCGGAGCGUUCGGCGGGCAGCCGCGGAAACUUUUCAGCUGACCAGGCUCACAGUACAGCUGCUCCAGUUUCUCGGUCUCGGGCUCAAUUGGAUGUCCAAGUUUUUCUGCCUCAUGAUCUACUCACUGCUGCUCAUGCCCGGCUUCCUGCAAGUCAUGUGGUACUAUUUCCUCUCCCCCAACGUCCGCCGAAGCAUACCCUACGGCCGACUGCCACGCAACAGCUUGGAUAUAUUCGUCCCCUCGACUCCUUCCCCGCGCCCGCGUCCCGUCGUGAUAUUCAUAACGGGCGGCGCGUGGAUCAUAGGCUACAAGGCGUGGGGCACGCUGCUAGCUCAGGCGUUAGAGGAGCGCGGCGUGAUUGUAGCGAGUAUAGACUACAGGAACUUCCCCCAGGCCACCGUUAGCGGCAUGCUGGACGACGUGACACGUGGCAUCGGCUGGGUGCUGAAAAACAUCCACCGGUAUGGCGGCGACCCGAGCCGCGUGCACCUGGCGGGGCAGUCGGCCGGAGCGCACCUGUCGUCGGUGGCGGUUAUAAGGCAGGCUUUAAUGCGCGCGUCGGGGGCGGCGCCGCUGGAGCAGCAGCGUAAUCUGUCGCCGUUUGAUGGCGGGUUGCAAUGGCAGCAGCAACAGCAGCAACAGCAACAGCAGCAGCAGCAGCAGCAACAGCAACAGCAGCAGCAGCAGCAGCAGCAGCAGCAGCAGCAGCAGGUGGUGGGGGUUGUAGGAAAAGAGGCACGUGUAGGGGUAGCUGUGAGCGCACCAGAGACAGCAGCAGGCGCAGCGGCAUCAGCAGCAGAGGCGGUGGGUUGCUAUUCCGCUGCUGCUUCCGCGAAAGUCCAUCCCGUCGAUGCCUGGAGGAUUCCCGCUGCUUCUUCUUCCGCCGCCGUUACCAUUCCCGACGUCCCCGUUACAAGCUUCCCCAAUAUCCCGAUCGCGGAGGUUAGAGGCACGGAAAGAGUAGACCCUUCUUCCACCCUUCUCGCUCAAGCCACCUGCGGCACCUCCGCCCUCCCCGAGUCCCCUUUCCCCCUCCCCGCCGCUGUCGUCUUUCCGCCCGUCGCUUCCGCCGUUUCCCCCACGGACCCGCACAUAGCGCCAGCCGCGGGACUGCGCGCGGAGAUUGAGACAGUGGCGGGGCUGCGCGCGGAAGUGCUGCGCGCGGGGACGGGGAAGGCGCCGUUCCGCUCGCUGUCGAUGCAGAGGCUGCUGGCGCAUCUGGCGGGGAGCGGUGGGGGGGAGGGGAGCGAGCCGGGGAGAGGCGUGCUUGACGUGUGGGGCAGCGAACAGAUCAAAUCGUUCAUUGGCGUCUCGGGAUGCUACAAUCUCGUCAACCUUGCGCCGCAGUUCGAGGCCAGGGGAAUGAACCCCUACCUCUUCCUCUCCAUAUUCGAAGGGGAGGACUCGCUGCCGCUCUUCUCGCCUGAGCUGCUGGUCUCUCGGCCCACCUUCAAGCCCGCUGCCGCUCUGCUGCCCCCUGUGCAUCUGUACCACGGGGUGGACGACAUCUCCGUGCCCUUCACUGCCAGUGAUGACUUUGGAGUGGCAUUGCAUGGGGCAGGGGUGGAGACGAGAGUGAAGCUGUACAGUGGCAAGGGGCACAUCGAUCUUACUCUUCAGGAUCUGUUUCGGGGUGGCAGAGACGAGCUCGUGGAGGACAUUCUCGACAUUGUGCAUGGGGAGGAUAGGCACAGCCACAACCACCUAUCGAGAUGCGCCACGUCACCCCUGCAUUAUGAGUCAGAAGCUGUUUCUUCAAGUGCUGGUCAUGGUGGCUCCAUGGUGGCCUGUUCUCCCUCUCUAGCUGUUGCACCUACAGCUGACAUGCUGCCUGAAAUGAGGGCUCCUCUCGAAGUGCUCCAACACCUACCAAGUCCUGCUGUGACUGUUUUAGGAGAGAAGGGUUUCCCCCCAGGUUCAACAGAGCAGCGCAUUUUUGGAGAGAUGGAUGCGCUUCUGACAAGACCAGGUACGGGUGGUGUGCAGAACCCUAGAGCAACACCGGUCGCAUUGGGGCCGAGAGGUGUAGCAGUGGGGCCAGAGCGCAAGUGGAUGGUUCCAGAAGUGCUGCUGAGUGCAGCUAAAUUCAUCAGCCCGUUCUAGGAUGUUCCUUAGUCCAUUAUUGAUGAUCUCUAGCGCAUGCUGAUGUUAAGGCUAAUGUAGAUUAAUGGAAUGUAGUGUCAUUAUUUUCCUAUCUACCGUAAAGGCAUGUUUUGUAAGUUUGAUUUUGCUAAAAU